AUGGGCAUCGUGAGGCCCUCCAAGGGGCCCUUCGCCACCGGCAAGUCCUCCGUCAUCGACGUCGGCACCGUCGCCAAGAUAAAGACCAGAGAAAUCAAGGCAAGAUCUUUAUAUAUGACAUACAAUCAUAAUGAUCAAGUCCGAGACGAAGAACAUAUCAAGGACAACAAGCUCAAGCUCGAGAAUGGGGAAACCAACUACUACGAUCAUAUCAUCUUUGCCACCGGCUUCCGGAGCACUGCCAAGAACCAGCUUAAGGAUGGCGAAGCACUGAUGGACGAUAAGGGAAUGCUGAAAGAGAAGGCCCCGCGGCUCUGGAAGGGAAAGAACGGCCUCUACUGCGUGGGCUUCGGUCAGGCAGGCUUGGCAGGGAUAGCCCUGGACGCCCAGAACGUGGCCAACGAUAUCAAGAACCAUUACGUAUAA
Zingiber officinale is the source of this 426-nucleotide messenger RNA. RefSeq names its product probable indole-3-pyruvate monooxygenase YUCCA10. The record is from RefSeq and is a predicted model, not a curated record. Gene Ontology annotation, molecular function: monooxygenase activity; flavin adenine dinucleotide binding. The coding region runs from base 1 to 426 and encodes 141 amino acids. The transcript is spliced from 3 exons. Lineage: Eukaryota; Viridiplantae; Streptophyta; Magnoliopsida; Zingiberales; Zingiberaceae.